Messenger RNA from Rotaria sordida, 1149 nucleotides. The record is from the annotation of a GenBank genome assembly. Lineage: Eukaryota; Metazoa; Rotifera; Eurotatoria; Philodinida; Philodinidae.
AUGUUAGAACCUGAAGGCUGCAUGAUUGGUUAUCCUCAACAAAAUAAUAAUACUGAUUUUAAUUAUCUCAAUAAUUUAUUCAGAUUAGAUUGUGAAGCAGCAGAUGAAUUAUGUAUUCGGCAUUCACUUGUCAAUUUGAUGGCUAUGAUCAUAAAAGGAGGCGUGAAAAGUUUUCUUUGGACAUUCGCAUUUGAACCAUUGUCAAUUGAGGGUACAUUUGGUUUCGGAUCUACAUGCCAGUCCGUUGUUGAAAGAUCUUCUGUUCACUACGAUUGUGGCUGUAUCAUCACUGAGGAUGGUGAGCUUGUUCAGUAUACAAACAAUGAACCAAACAGCCAAUUAAAUGUUCCAGCAAUAUAUGCCGUUUAUUUUUCAACAUUUGGUGCAAUGGCUUGGCAUCUACUAUUGUUUAAUGAAUCUGUUCGAAAUCUGCACGGUCCUAUUUUAUCACCAAGUGCUAUUGCAGAUAAUACACCUACUGGUCAAAUGGGUAGGAACAGUCUUCGUGCAAAAGUUUGCCAUUUUGUUCGUGCUCGUUUAUUUUCAGUCUUCAAUUUUCUAGCGAUUCGUUCUAAUCAAGACGAUGCUUGUAUUUUACUCAAUUGUUGUUUCGAGCGUAUGGCAUAUCUUACAGUGGAUCAAAGAAAUUCAUGGAUAAAAUCCAUCUAUCAAGAUUUUGAAUCUAAGUUAAAUGCAGAAAAGAAUUAUCAAAAUGAAGUAUUUUAUCCUAUCUAUCAACAAUUGGUUGAGUAUAAAACAUAUGCUAAUCAAUUACAAUUACAAUCGCAAAUUCAAUUCGAUUUACAGCGAUAUACUUCUCAGAUGCCAGUUACUGUUCAAACAAUACAUUUCAAAACGGAAAUGUACAAUCCAAAAAAUGCUCAUCUAUCUUUACGAGUCUUACAACAAUUUAUAGAUUCAACUGAAUUUCUCAGCAUGACGAAACAUAUUUAUGAACUUAGUCAAUUCUAUCUUCUGCUUCAUCAAACAUAUGCACAAUUAAUCGAACGUGAAAAGAUUUGGAACAUUACAUUAAAAGAAUUACAUGAUCGAGCUAAAGAACAUUUGAGUAAUUUCACCUGUUGGCAUCGUCGAAAUGAAGCAAAAAUCAUAUGGAUAUUAUUAUGCAAGAAAAUGAUACUUCCAUAA